Molecule: messenger RNA, 1162 nt
Organism: Aspergillus saccharolyticus JOP 1030-1
Lineage: Eukaryota; Fungi; Ascomycota; Eurotiomycetes; Eurotiales; Aspergillaceae
Exons: 7
Coding region: 32-1135 (367 amino acids)
Source: RefSeq, a predicted model, not a curated record
GCUGCCACGAUGCCUGCCCACACAAGAUACGAUGGAUCAUAACGUGGAGAUCCGCAAUCUGGCCCUGGAGCUAUCAGACCUAGAGGUCGCACUGUUUCUCUGCCUCGCAGUCCAUGAGCAUUGUCGAGUUGAGACGACCGACACCAAUAUCAAUGACGUUGCCAAAGAGCUCGCCCUGAUCUGCUCCAUCACCUUUGGAUUGACCCGCGUCCUUGUCGAUUGUUCUUCUGCGACCACCGUUGACACCUUCCUCACCGCAAUAUCCGCACCGCAGCCUCCCAAGGAUCAUGCCCGUCCUACGCGUUCGCGCAUGCCCACCGAGUCCUCGAGUACAUCACUCUCCACGCAUGACUUACAGACCGGCAAAGGUCGUGCAAGGUCGUCUAAGCUCCCGGGACAAACGUCCACCAUCCCUAAUGUCAUCAUAGCGAAGAACUUCAAUCAUGUUGAUGACGAGAUCCAACGCACACUUCUCGAGUUGAUGCGCUCGAAGAAACUGUCCCUGCAGGCUGGGACCUGGGAAGCACCGGCAGACUUCCUCUUUGUGCCCCUAAUAGCACGCACUGGGGGCCGGGAUCAGCCCUUGUUGAAUCCUCAUCUGAAUGACCACCUCUUCAUCUCCCACUACCAGGACCCCGAGGAUAGCUUCGUCUAUCUGGAGGAGGACAACGACUGGCUGUCUGAGGGACAAGCUUCCGCAUCGUCUGUGAUCCGUAAAUCCGAUACCAAACCAAGUCAAAGCCACCCAAAUAUAGAUCGCAAGGUAUUGGAUCACGUCCAACAAGCCAGCGAUGCUGUGAUCGUCGGGGCAGACAUCAUCCGCUACCAGCAAGAUAUUGUCGUGUUUUUGCGGCUCAGUCGCGCAGUCGCUGGCGGCAUUUCCACGCGGUCGAACUUGCAUUUCAAGGCAUUCUCCAGGUUACUCGCCGUCUUGCAUGGCCUGGAUUUUGUUACCCCGUCAAUCGUUGCCUUGGCGGCGAAGAAGGUCUUCCGUCAUCGGAUUGUUGUAGCCAGGCCGGAGGAUGAUCGCAGCUUGCAGUAUGGGAGUGACCUGGCGGCUGUGUCUAAGGUGCUGGAAUACGCCGAUCCUGAUACGAUAUUGGAAGGGGUGCUUACGCUGGAGGCGCCGUUGUGAUCGGAGUGUGUGUAGCGACCCUGCCAG